GCAUUAGAAAAUCCUAGUACUAGGAAUAGAGCACGGGCCUAGUUGCUUGUUCAGAAAUAGUAUGCUUGCAGUGAAAAGGGUGACAGCAGCGGGUGAAGUGUGAUGCUCUUCGUUUUUGGAAAAUAGCAGAGUCGUACUACUUGUGCGUGUGACUUCGUUAUUGCUAAGCCCGCACCACCAGCAUGCCUGGCCACGUCAAAAAGAGCACGGGUCCCGAUCCCGACCCCUCUGAAUACCUCUUCAUCUCUCGGGAGCAGAGGAUGAAGGAUCAGUCGAAACCCUACGAUCCUAAGAAGUCCUACUGGUGUCCUGACCCUAAUGAGGGUUUCGUCGAGUGUGAGCUUCAGGGAGCCAAGGGUGAUAAACAUGUCACAGUUAAGCUUCCCAGUGGCGAAAUGAAGGAGUUCAAGAAGGAGCAGGUCGGACAGGUUAACCCUCCCAAGUACGAGAAGUGUGAGGAUGUGUCCAACUUGACCUUCUUGAACGAUCCCUCCGUCUUCUACGUCCUUAAAUCCCGUUACCAGGCCCAGCUUAUCUACACCUACUCUGGUCUCUUCUGUAUCGCGGUUAACCCCUACAAGCGUUACCCUAUCUACACUAAUCGUACCGUUAAGAUCUACCAAGGCAAGAGGCGUAAUGAGGUUCCUCCUCAUCUCUUCGCCAUCUGCGACGGUGCUUAUGCCAAUAUGAUGCAAGAACACCAGAACCAAUCUAUGCUUAUUACUGGUGAAUCUGGUGCUGGCAAGACAGAGAACACAAAGAAAGUGUUGUCUUACUUCGCUAACGUCGGCGCAACGGAGAAGAAAGAGGGUGAGAACAAACAGAAUCUCGAAGACCAGAUUAUCCAAACUAACCCCAUCCUUGAGGCUUACGGUAAUGCCAAGACCACCCGCAACGACAAUUCGUCUCGUUUCGGUAAGUUCAUCCGCGUCCACUUCGCCCCCAACGGCAAGCUCUCUGGCGCUGACAUCGAGGUCUACCUGCUUGAGAAGGCUCGUGUCAUCUCCCAGUCCCCCGCCGAGCGAGGUUACCAUAUCUUCUAUCAGCUGAUGUGCGACCAGAUCGAUUACGUCAAAAAAAUAUGCUGCUUGUCUGACGACAUUUACGACUAUCACUACGAGUCCCAGGGUAAGGUCACCGUCCCAUCUAUCGACGACAAGGAGGACAUGCAGUUUACUCAUGAAGCUUUCGAUAUCCUGAACUUCUCCAACGAAGAAAGGGAUGACUGCUACAAGAUCACUGCUUGUGUCAUGCAUCAUGGGAACAUGAAGUUCAAGCAGAGGGGUCGUGAGGAGCAGGCCGAACCCGAUGGCACUGAGGCCGGAGAAAUCGUUGCCAAGUUGCUCGGUGUAGAUGCCGAGGAGCUCUACAGGAACUUCUGCAAGCCCAAGAUCAAGGUCGGUGCUGAGUUCGUCACAAAGGGUAUGAAUGUUGACCAAGUGAACUACAACGUCGGUGCCAUGGCCAAGGGUCUCUUCUCGCGUGUGUUCUCAUGGCUCGUCAAGAAGUGUAACAUGACACUCGAGACUGGCCAGACUCGUGCUAUGUUCAUCGGUGUGCUUGAUAUUGCUGGCUUUGAAAUCUUCGAUUUCAACGGUUUCGAGCAAAUCUGUAUCAACUUCUGUAAUGAGAAAUUGCAGCAGUUCUUCAACCAUCACAUGUUUGUGUUGGAGCAAGAAGAAUAUGCAAAAGAAGGCAUUGUCUGGCAGUUCGUCGAUUUCGGUAUGGAUUUGCAGGCUUGCAUUGAGCUCUUCGAGAAGAAAAUGGGUAUCCUCUCCAUCCUUGAGGAAGAGUCCAUGUUCCCCAAGGCUACUGACAAGACCUUCGAGGAGAAGCUGAACAACAACCAUCUCGGAAAGUCUCCUUGCUUCAUCAAGCCCAAGCCUCCAAAGCCCGGCCAGCCUGACAACCACUUUGCCAUCGUUCACUACGCUGGCACUGUGUCCUACAACCUGACUGGCUGGCUUGAGAAGAACAAGGAUCCUCUCAACGACACCGUCGUCGACCAGCUCAAGAAAGCUUCCAAUGCCCUUACAGUCGAAAUCUUUGCUGACCAUCCUGGCCAGUCAGGGGAUGGGGGAGGCAAAGGCAAGGGCGGCAAACAGCAAACUGGUUUCAAGACAGUUUCUUCUGGAUACAAGGAUCAGCUAAACAACUUGAUGAAAACCCUAAAUGCUACCCACCCUCAUUUUAUUCGCUGCAUUGUACCAAAUGAGUUCAAGAAACCAGGUGAAGUUGACGCUGGUCUCAUUAUGCAUCAACUGACCUGCAACGGUGUACUUGAGGGUAUUCGUAUUUGCCAGAAGGGCUUUCCCAACAGAAUGCCUUAUCCUGACUUCAAGCUACGAUAUAAUAUCCUGGCCGCCAAGGAGAUGAAUGAGGCGAAGGACGAUAAGCAGGCAGCUAAGGCGUGCUUUGACAAGGCUGGUCUUGACAAAGAGUUGUACCGCACCGGCAACACCAAGGUUUUCUUCCGUGCUGGUGUUUUGGGUACCCUUGAAGAGAUCCGUGAUGACCGUGUUAUGAAACUGGUAUCCUGGCUUCAAGCAUGGAUUCGUGGCUGGGCCAGCCGCAAAUACUACUCCAAGAUGCAAAAACAGCGCACUGCCCUCAUCGUUAUGCAACGCAACGUCAGAAAGUUCAAGAUCAUGCGAUCCUGGCUCUGGUAUGAGCUCUGGAUCAAGCUCAAACCCAGGCUUAAGGCCACUCGUGGUGAAGAGGAGCUGGAAAAACUAGAAGCAACUGCUGUAAAGGCUGAGGAACAGUACCAGAAAGAAAUUAAGGCUCGCGAAGAACUCGAAACCAUAAAUGCAACUCUUCUUCGGGAGAAAAAUGAACUACUGAUGGCUGUUGAAUCAACCAAGGAUGGCAUGUCUGACUAUCUCGACAAACAAGCAAAACUUCAAGGCCAAAAAGCAGAGCUUGAAGCACAGCUAAAUGAUACCCUAGAGCGCCUGCAGAAGGAAGAAGACACACGUAACCAGGUCGCCAACGGAAUGAAGAAAUGUGAACAAGAGAUUACUGAUUUGAAGAAGGAGUUUGAAGAACUCGAACUUUCUAUUCAGAAGGGCGAGCAAGACAAGCAAACCAAAGAUCAACAAAUGUCAAAUCUGAACGAAGAGAUAUCCCACCAGGAUGAACUCAUUAACAAGGUUAAAAAGGAAAAGAAACAUCUUCAGGAAUGUAAUAAAAAAACCGCUGAAGAUCUUCAAGUUGUUGAGGAUAAAUGCGACUACCUUCACAAGGUAAAGAGCAAGUUAGAAACCAGUCUUGACGAACUCGAAGACACACUCGAUCGCGAGAAAAACCUUCGCGCUGAAGUUGAGAAAUCGAAAAGGAAGGUUGAGGGUGACCUCAAACUGACACAGGAAGCUGUUACUGAUCUGGAACGUAACCACAAAGAACUUGAAAUGGCCUUCGGGCGUCAGGAUAAAGAGUUUGCAGCCAUAAUUGCCAAGAUCGAGGAAGAACGGGCUCUUGUGUACAAGGACCAGAGACAUGUCAAGGACCUGCAAGCUCGUAUUGAUGAGCUCGAGGAGGACGUUGAGCAUGAGCGUCAGGCCCGUGGCAAGGCCGAGAAAGCCAAGAAUCUUCUGUCUCGUGAACUGUCAGAACUUGGUGAGCGACUGCGUGACAUUGGUGGUAUAACCGCGGCCCAGAUCGAAAUCAAUAAGAAGCGUGAAGGUGAACUGGCUAAGGUCCGCCGCGACAUUGAGGAGUCCAACCUUCAGCAUGAGGCAGCUCUUGCUACACUCCGCAAGAAGCACAACGACACCGUUGCCGAGAUGUCUGAGCAAAUUGACUACCUCAAUAAGAUGAAUGCUAGGGCUGAGAAGGAUAAGGAAGCCAUGAAGCGAGAUGCUAAUGAUGCCAAGAGUUCCAUAGAUUCACUCACACGUGAUAAGAUGAUCGCCGAGAAAACCACCAAACAGCUGCAGCAUCAGUAUAGUGAGAUAUGUGCCAGACUAGACGAGGUCAACCGUACACUGAGUGACUUUGAUGCCACCAAGAAGAAGCUUGCCUGCGAGAAUGCUGACCUUGUUCGCCAGCUUGAUGAGGCCGAAGACCAGUUUGGCCAGCUGUCAAGGAUCAAACUUUCUCUCACUAACCAGCUUGACGACACCAGGAAGAUGUGUGACGAUGAAAGCAGGGGUCGUGCCACUCUCCUGGGUAAGUUCCGCAACUUGCAGCUCGAUAUUCAAGCUCUCCGUGAUCAACUGGAUGAGGAAAGUGAUGCCAAGGGAGGUGUUCUCCGAAUGCUGUCUGCAGCUAACGCUGAGGCUCUCAUGUGGCGCUCCAAGUACGAGUCUGAGGGUGUUGCCCGUGCUGAAGAACUCGAGGCUGCUCGUAUGAAGCUCGCCGCUCGUCUUGAGGAAGCCGAAAUGGAAAUUGAGUCCCUCAAUGUGAGGAACCUGCAUCUCGAAAAGACUAAAAUGCGUGCUGCUGCUGAGCUGGACGACUUCCAUGCUUCUGCUGAGCGUGUACAGGCCCUCGCUAGUGCUGCUGAAAAGAAGCAGAAGAACUUCGACAAGAUCAUUUCCGAAUGGAAACUGAAGUUUUAUGACUUGGCUGCUGAGUUAGAUGCCUCUCAGAAGGAAUGCCGCAACUACUCCACCGAGCAUUUCCGUCUGAAGGCCGCUAAUGAUGAGAACACUGAACAGCUUGACAGCAUUCGCCGAGAGAACAAGAACCUGAGCGACGAGAUCAGGGAUCUGAUGGACCAGAUUGUUGAGGUUGGCCGAGCAUACCAGGAAAUUCAGAAGAAUGCCAGACGUCUUGAGCUCGAGAAGGAAGAACUCCAGGCAGCUCUUGAGGAGGCUGAGGCAGCUCUUGAACAAGAAGAGAACAAGGUCCUCCGCACUCAACUUGAACUCAGCCAGGUCAGGCAAGAGAUCGACAGGCGCGUUCAGGAGAAGGAAGAAGAAUUCGACAAUACUCGCAAAUGCCAUCAAAGAGCCAUCGAUUCCCUUCAAGCUUCUGUUGAGGUUGAAGCUAAAGGUAAGGCUGAGGCUCUACGCAUGAAGAAGAAGCUCGAGACCGACGUCAACGAGUUCGAAAUUGCCCUUGACCACGCCAAUAAGGCCAACGCGGACCUUCACAAACAUCUUAAAAAGGUUCACGAUGAAGUCAAUGAUGCGGAAGCCCGUGCCAAGGAAGAGCAACGUGUUGCCUCCGAAUUCCGUGAACGAUACGGCAUUGCUGAACGCCGCUUCAACGCCCUUCAUGGAGAACUGGAGGAAUCCCGCACUCUUCUCGAACAAUCAGACCGCGGCCGUCGCAACGCUGAGACUGAGCUCAGUGAUGCACGCGACCAUAUCAACAUCUUAACUAACCAGAAUGCUGGUCUCACAGCCUCAAAGAGGAAGCUUGAGGGCGAAAUGCAUAAUCUCCAGGCUGACCACGAAGAAAUGCUCAACGAGGGAAAGAACUCUGAGGGGAAGGCGAAGAAGGCAAUGCUUGACGCUGCACGUCUGGCCGAUGAACUUCGCUCUGAGCAGGAAUAUGCUCAGGCCCAAGAGAAGAUGCGUAAGGCCUUAGAAAUCACUGCUAAGGAUCUCCAGACCCGUCUAGAGGAAAGUGAAAUUGAGGCCAUAAAGGGUGGUAGGAAGGCAGUCAGCAACAUGGAAGCUCGCAUUCGUGAUCUCGAGUCUACUCUGGAUGAUGAGAGUCGCCGUCACGCCGAUUCUCAGAAGAAUCUGAGGAUGUGCGAGAGGCGCAUCAAGGAGCUUGCUUUCCAGACUGAUGAGGACAAGAAGAACCACGACAGGAUGCAGGACCUCGUCGAUAAGCUCCACCAGAAGAUCAAGACCUACAAGUACCAGAUUGAAGAGUCUGAGGAGAUCGCCGCCCUCAACUUGGCCAAGUUCCGCAAGACUCAGCAGGAAUUGGAGGAAUCUGACAUUUAGACAUUGCACUAUCAUCUGACAAUGAAGAUUUUCAUCUCUUUUGAUAACUUGUGCAAUAAAUACAGAUCCUAUAA
Penaeus indicus is the source of this 5980-nucleotide messenger RNA. Its product is annotated as myosin heavy chain, muscle-like. Gene Ontology annotation, molecular function: microfilament motor activity; ATP binding; actin filament binding. Gene Ontology annotation, biological process: sarcomere organization; muscle contraction. NCBI's taxonomy places the organism in Eukaryota, Metazoa, Arthropoda, Malacostraca, Decapoda, Penaeidae. The record is from RefSeq and is a predicted model, not a curated record. The transcript is spliced from 22 exons. Bases 183 to 5906 code for a protein of 1907 amino acids. Gene Ontology annotation, cellular component: myosin filament; myosin II complex; cytoplasm.